Penicillium cataractarum is the source of this 1767-nucleotide messenger RNA. RefSeq names its product fungal specific transcription factor domain-containing protein. The coding region runs from base 1 to 1767 and encodes 588 amino acids. NCBI's taxonomy places the organism in Eukaryota, Fungi, Ascomycota, Eurotiomycetes, Eurotiales, Aspergillaceae. Gene Ontology annotation, molecular function: zinc ion binding; DNA binding. The record is from RefSeq and is a predicted model, not a curated record. Gene Ontology annotation, biological process: DNA-templated transcription. The transcript is spliced from 2 exons.
AUGAAAGAACGACUAGCCCUCAGUCGCCGGCCCACUCGGGGCAUGACCCGAAAACCCGGCGUGCUGUCUACGUUCCCACUAGACAAUCUAAUAACCGAAGUACACCGGUUACUAGGGCCGACAUGGACACUACCUCCAUAUAAUAACAUUUUACCGCCAUAUCUACAACAACCGUCUUCGGGACUGGCGAAAGAUGAUUUGGACUUUUUGGUGUUAAAGGGGGCGUUUGAUAUUCCCGAGACGGCGUUUGCGAGGGAGAUUUUCAAGGCUUAUAUUCGACAUAUUCAUCCGCAUAUUCCGUUUUUGGAUUUGGAUCUUUUUGCGGAUGCUAUUUUUGAGGAUGGGGAUGAAAGGAGGAGAGAGGGGAUUAGUCUGUUAUUGUUUCAGGCUGUUAUGUUUGCCGGGGCGAUUUUUGUGGAUUUGAAGUUUCUUUAUGCGGCGGGUUAUCUAUCGCGACGACAUGCUUUGGAGGCUUUCUUUCAACGUGUACGGGUCCUCUACGACUUUGACGUUGAAGACAACGAUCUCAUCGUCAUCCAAAGCCUCUUACUCAUGACAUACUGGUACGAGAAUCCAGACAGAUACAAAGACGGCCGACACUGGAUCUCAGUGUGUAUAUCACUCUCCUGCAAAACGGGCCUUCACCUCGACCACACCUCGGAACCCAAACCAGACCAUAAACUCCGCAACAUGCUCUGGUGGAGCGUCUUCACGCGCGACCGACUAAUAGCCCUGGGCCUCCAACAACCACCCGUCAUCAAAGACGAAGUCCACCUCCCAAUCCCGAUGCUCACCCUAUCAGACCUAGACAUCACGACACAAAAAUAUGCCAAGCAAUGCUACGGCUCUAACGAGCGCGAUCUCGCCCAGAUCUUCAUUGAAAAAGUCAAGCUUUGCCGCUGCGUCAAAGACGACCUCUACUCCUGGGACUGCCAGCCAAUUCACAACCACAUCCCAGCGCUAGCAGCAAAACCCCGGCAAACAAGUCUCUAUCUCUCGAAUCUAGAACUAGACGACUGGUUCCAAGAUCUCCCAGACAAUAUAUCCUUCCACCCAAAACCCUUUCUACCAAUCCAUAACGCAGACUUAAUCUUCCACUCGCACUGCGCAUGGCUCAAAAUGGUCUAUCUAGAGAUCUACUCCACAAUCCACCGCCAACUAGACUUCCUCUCCGAAAAGUACAGUCCCAGUCAACCGCUCUCGCUAGACGGCCCCGAAGAAUGCCCCGUCCUCCGCGCCGCAAUCGAACUCACAACCAUCCUGCAAGACCUCUACACAAAGCAACUAAUCUACUACCUCCCCACAACGAGCGUAGCUAUGAUCCUGCGCGCGGGGAUCAUCCACAUCCAAGAGAUGUUCUCGGGAGAUCCGCACGUUGGCGCGGCGAGUUUCCGGCGACUGUCGCAGUGUAUUCUGGCGUUGCAGCAGUUGGGGAGGAGGUAUGGGUCUGCGUUCUUUUUGGCGACGUUGUUGGGGGCGCCGAAAGGGGCGUCUGUUAUUACGGCGUCGCCGGAGGAGAUUUUGGCGCAUGUUGAUAUUGAGUCUUUGGAUAAGCUUACUGUUAGUUAUGCGGAGAGUUCGGUGUCGACUAUUUUGAAGAUUAGGGAGCCGUAUGAUCGGGAUAUUAUUUCCGGGCUUAAGUCGAGGAAGGUGGAGAGGGGUGGGCGAGAUGGGUCUGUGAGGGUGGCUAGUUUGAAAAGUGAUUCUUCUCCCGGUGAUGCGUUUGAGGUUCGGGAUUUGGACUUUGCGGAUUAUACUUUGGAAUAG